CGAUGUUGGUUCACUCUCCCCCCUGUUGGUAUAAAUAAAGCAACAAACUUGAAAUGGCGCAUAACUAUAACAUGAGGUGUUCUAAAUUUUACAUAUCGAUAACUGCGUUGCAUUGUGUGUAAAUAUUAGCUUUUUUAAUUUCUCGUGUCGUAUCCCGUCGAUAUUUUGGCGACGAUGUUUGUCUUCGGUGUUAAAUUGAAAGUUUCAAAAGAGCUUAGAAAUUUAAGAUUGAUUGAUGGCGUUUUCUCCACUCAAUAUCGUGAUCAAUAUUUAUGUCGUUGAAUGAUGGAGUGUGAUGAUAAAAUUAGACAUGCUGAGAACUCAAAGUUCAUGUUUAUAAACAAUUAUUUCAGCCACGUUUAAAAUUGGCUGUGUUUGAACAAUGACCUCUCCGAUCUUAUGCGCUGUGCUCUUCAAAUUUUGUCUACCCAUCAUUUUGGUUGCAGCUUUCAUAUUUAGAUUUAAUGGAUUCUCUCUGUUGUACCUGUGUUGUUUCUUUUGUAUUCCACUUCUGCCAAGCCCAUCGGUUAGAAAUUGCCGAGGUAAAGGAACUACAAUUUCAUUUCUGAAGGCUCUGAUAUUCCUGUCUGGGUUAGCGUCAGUUGCACAAAUUGUUUUUCAAAUCAUACUUGGUUCUUUGUCCCCAUAUGGACACUUUUUGGAGAGAUGUUCUCUGCUUGAAGAAGUUUUACGAGAAAUUGGCUUGAACAGAUUCGACAAUGUUUCUGCCUUGGAUAUUUUCCGUUUGCUUUUGCCGGAUUUGAUCAUUUUGGUAUUUUCCAUAUUCUGCUGGAUAAACACCAGAGCGUUGGGACGUUUGCGUACAAAUAACGUCAACGAGGGAUCGAACCGAGAUAAAACUUUCAACAUCAGUUCCAACAUAAGAAAUUACGUUCUACCAUAUUUGGUAUUGCUUCUGCUUCUAGUGGCGGGAAUAUCUGUACCAUGCCUGAUAUCCUGUGUGUAUUUUCUGUUGUUCUUGUUGUUCGGCACGAUGUGGUCUAUGCAUAAGACAUUGCAUUCGCAUUACUGGACGACGUUGUUUCGAGUCAGACUAUUUCUUAUGAUUUAUUCUGGAUCGCAUCUCCUGGUGUUGUAUUUCUAUCAGUUUCAGUUUUUCCAGUCGUCGUUACCAGUGAAAUCUUUGCCAGCGAGACUUCUAGGAUUGGUUGGUUUUGUCGAAACAAGAUGUAAUAAUCCACAGGCUCUUCAUUAUCGAGGUGAAGAUCUGGACUGGCCUCAUUUUGUAUUGGUCGCCGUCGUUGUGACCCUCUACUGGUUCCUUGCCACGGAAAUCAGAUACGAUAACACCGAUCAGCAUGGUGAUAAAUGUGACGAAGAGGCGGAACAGGCUUCAGAACAAGACGAUGAAGAAGCGGAAGCCGCAAGAAACGGCAGCGAAGAUCGUCCAAAACUGACCGUGAAAGAGACAGUAUUUAGUAUUCUAUCUUUCUUCAUGGCGCAAAGUUACAUUGCUUCUCUAAUCAUCAUGAUGGCAUGGAGUAUUAUCUACCAUUCUUGGUUGACUUUUGUCCUGCUGCUCUGGGCUUGCCUAAUCUGGAUAACACCUUUCGCUCGGUCCUUUUGUAUGGUAACUUCGCCAUAUCUGGUAAUAUAUGCCGAGGUGUUACUACUCAUACAAUAUAUUUAUGGCCUGGAUUUGAACGACGACGAGCUACCGAUGAAGAGCGCGUCAGGCGAACUGGAUUACGAGGAAUUGGGACUCAAAAAAUGGAGAUACCCCUGUGUGCAUUUGGCUGUACAGACUCUAUUCACGUGGAUCUUCUGGAUCACACAUCACCAGUACGUCAAAGAGAAGCAAAGCCGGACGGAUGGAGAAGAAUUCGCACUGCGACCAAUCUUCAUCGCGUUAACAAGAAUGGUUACGGGGGGCCAAGCUCAGAUGGCUGCUCCAGCAGAAGGCAAUGAAACGUCUCAAAGCAUUCCAGAUACCGGCGAUACAACUGUUGAUGUGAUAUUUAUGAGAUGGAUAAAAUCGGUGCUCAGUAAAUACUGGAUCCUAGUUUGUUGUGGUGCUUUCCUAUUGGUCGGUCUCCAGAAUGACGUAUCAAUGUACCAAAUUGGGUACAUGGCCAUAUUUCUGUUCCUGUUCGUAUGUUAUCAGGUCUCGUUUUCAUUUUGGCGUGUGAUCCUGCGUCCUGUGUGGUGGGCGAUGGUGAUUUACUCUGUGUGCAUUUUGCUGGUUAUAUACACGUACCAGUUCGAAAAUAUGCCAAUGUACUGGCAAAAUACGACGCAUCUUUCUCAAGAAUGGUUAUACGACCUGGGUCUUCGUCAGCAUACAAAAGCUAGUCUGCUGCUAGAACUUUUGACUCCAACCGCUUUCUCAGUAAUAAUUGUCAUCCAACUGCAUUUCUUCUAUCGGCCAUUCAUGGCCAUGAUUGACCUUCGUCCACCGCGCCAAGAGGUCAGGCCAACAACUGAUGAGGAGAGGGUCUCCCUCACUCUUUCAAAUGAUCAAGAUGAAGGGGAAUUUAUCCCAUUAUCUAAUAUGAGAGCAGCAAAUGGCACUGCGUCCAAUCAGGAGGCAUUUUAUGGUAGAGAUGAGAAUGAUUUGACGCCACCCCAGAAAGCGUGGUUGUUAGAGUGUUAUAACCACAUGACUGUAUUGUUGUGGAGAUUGGGUGAACUUCACAUGGCCAAAGUCAUCAGCUUCACUUUGAUUUGCGUCGUUUUAUCGAAGGUUUGUGCCAUAAAUGCCGUAAUCAUUGUUUUGCUGGCUAUAGCAAUGCCUUCUGGUAUCAUUCAAAGAGCAUUGUCGUACUGUUUUCUAAUAUGGAGUUCUUUGGUCAUCUUGGCAAAGAUGUGUUAUCAGUUACAGUUCGUUCAAGAAGAUGUAUUUCAGCAUAACUGUUCCAAUAUGGUGUUCCGUCGAUCUAACGUUGUCAACCACUUCACUAACAAUGCAUUAUGGGUUGGCUUUUAUAAAACGGAAAAUAUAUCCGCUGACAUACAGGGGUAUCUUUUCAUUGUUUUCGUGAUCGUUUUUCAAACAGUCAUAACGCAUCAUCAGAAAUUGUGCCGUAUUAAAUACUGUUCAAGGGAAAUACCGAAAGGAAUAUUGUUUCCAGACAGCGUCGAAUUGGAGCAUGCCGACAAGGGUUUGGCGGAGAUGUUCAAAUAUCUUUGCAAUAAAUUUUUCUAUAAUUUUGGAUGGGAGGUGUGUGUUGUAUCCAUCGUGAUAAACAUGGGUGUUCGUUGUGAUGCAGUCUCUGUUGUAUAUUCCUUCUGGCUGGGAACCUUUCUCAUGCUUGGUCGUAAAAAAUCAUCGUCCAUAUGGAGACUGUAUCUUCUGUUUCUUGCUAUAAUGUUACCCGUACAGUAUGUUCUUGUCUUGGGAUGGCCUCCUGGGCUCUGCACAGGGUAUCCAUGGACAACACGACUUGACCAUAAUCUGAUCCAUUGGAUGUUCCUAACUGAUCCCGAGGAUCCCCAAAAUGCUAAAUUGUUAUUAGUUGAUUUUUUCCAACUUCUGCUGGCUUGCUGUCAGCAAAAGGUGUUCGCAAACGAGCGAACAGAACCGACCACCGAACCUGUACCGAAUGAUUCUCCAAGUCAUGUCAACAUUCAAGAGACAAGAAGUAACAGAUUUAACUCGUCAGAUUUUAUGAGAAACAAAACGUGGUUGGAUAUGUUUAAGAUUUUUUUAUUUCAACACAUUUACUGGGUCACGUUGACCGUAGUGUACAUCACGGUGCAGAGCACCAUCAGUAUUUUCAACUUUGGUUUUAUACUCGGCUGUUUCUUCUUCCUGUGGCACGGGCAAUCACUUUAUCUUCAUACGAAGUUGAUUUAUUGGUGGAAGAUAUUUAUGGGUUAUAAUUUCUUCGUUCUCUUUCUCAAAGUUUGUUUACAACUGGUGUCCUGCGUUUGGAUUGACGAUGUUAAAGAGUACAGCGGAUGCUACGUCCUACAGUUACUGAGUCUUUACUGCCUACGUCAGGCUGGGUAUACGUACAGACCGCUGACACUCGCCGAACGUGACUGCAUAUCUCCAGAUGAUACCGGCCUUUCUAUGGACUGCGCAUGUUUCGUAUUCCUGUUGAUACAGUAUCGGAUCUUCACCAGUGACUAUUUCUAUUAUGUCAAAAGGGAAUUGAGAGAACAAGCAGAAAUGGCUUCCUGGGGAGCUCAAUUUAUUGACCAACAACUUAAGGCGAAUCUGGAGGCCGUGAAGAAAAGGGAUGAAGAAGAAAUGUCAAAAAUAAAGCGAAGUGUGAAAAAACUAAAGAACAAGCGAACACUGCAACACAGGGCACAGGAACCCAAGUCACAUUACGAAGCGAUAUAUUCUGGCGGUUAUUACCAGUUUGAAAGCGGAGAAGAAUCAGGUUCUGAUUCCGACAGCAAUUCUGAUGAAUUCCCACAGGAUCGCGGUAGUCGUGGCUCCAAUGAAUUUAAUGAAAAUGGAAGUGAAUCGGAAGAAUUCGUGAAAGAGGAAGAUAAACAGAGUGAGAAAGAAACGUCUGUUGGACAAGAGCAAGACCAGCCAACGGAUUCCCAAAGCAACACUUCUCAAACAACACGUGCGCGUGUCGUAAAGAAACUAAAAUCCGUAUUGAAAUUAUUCCUAGUUUAUGGAAAGUGGGUUUUGGAUAAAUUGAUUGGUUUCCUCAAUCUACUUAGCAAGGAUUAUCGAGCUGUUGCCAGACAGCUCAAGAAAGCUCGAAAAGAAAAGAGACAAAUGGAAAUAAUCAGGGAAUACAAUAAUAGAUCACGUGAAAUGAUGGCUUCAGAGUCGAUUGAUGACGAUUCAGUGGAUGCAAAGUUGAUCAAUUUGCAAGAUGAUACCAUAUCCUGGACUAGUAUAACGACGGGUGAAGUUGACACGAUUGAAGGAGGUUCCAUACCAAACUGGCGUCUCAUGAAAUUCGUCCGGGCUUUGUAUUACGCUAUCAUUUCCCAAACGAAUUACCUUUGCUUCCUGAUGAUGAUCAUCAAUCACGUCGUGUACGCGUCGGUAUUGUCCAUGGCAUUUCCAUUGUUCAUCUUCCUUUGGGGAAUGUUAUCCAUUCCACGACCCACGAAGAUGUUUUGGAUCACGGUCAUAACCUACACGCAAUUCGUCAUCAUCAUCAAGUAUAUCUUCAAAUUUGAGUUCAUUCAUUUCAACGACUGUAGCAGCACGAUCGAACUAAGAAAUGAUCCCCUGUGUCCAGCGAGAAUAUUUGAAAUAGAAAGAGACGGAGCGACUACCGCGUACGAUUUAUUGCUGUUGUUAGCAAUUUUCUUCCAUCGCUAUGCAUUACAGGCUCAUGGUUUGUGGAGAGGUCGAUUAAGCUCAGAAUUUGGGAAUGCUUUUGGACGUAAUUCCUCUUCAAAUGUGGAAAAUGAUUCCACUACAGUUGAUUCUCGGGGCGACGCUAGAUCGGAUGAUGGUACCGUUUCGGUGGAAGAAGACCAGGAGAGACUUGAAGAAGGUCCCGAGAAACAUAAAGGGAUUGUCAAGAAUGUGGUCACGUUUAUCCACCGAAUGGUCGAUCCAAACAUCGGAUCUGGUGCCACUGAUGUGUAUGGUGCAAUGUUUGGCUGCCAAUUUAUUAUCUUUCUCAUCAUUCUUUUCAGUUGGUCAGCGUUUGCUGAAGCUGAGCCGAGUUCCGAUGCGAAUUUCGCCCAGAUUAUCGAAAAGAAUGUUGUACCCAGAACGUUUCUCUACAUGGUUCUCACUCAGUUUGUCCUAAUCAUGAUUGACAGAGCUCUGUAUCUUCGAAAAUUUGUUCUUGGCAAAUUGUUUUAUCUCGUGGUGCUGGUCAUCUCGUUUCAUAUUUUUAUGUUCUUUGUCGUUCCCUAUCUUACUAAAAGGCGAUUCCAAGACAACGUUCCUGCGAUAUUCCUCUAUCUUUUUAAAUGUUUAUAUUUUGGCUUUUCCUCGUAUCAAGUACGCUGUGGUUACCCAACGAGGAUUCUGGGAAAUUUUUUGACAAAAAAUUUUACGUUGAUAAAUGUAGUUCUGUUUCAAGCAAUUCAAACAAUACCGUUCGUAUUGGAGUUACGUAGUUUACUUGACUGGGUCUGUACAGACAGUACGCUGACCUUGUUCCACUGGCUCAAGAUGGAAGAUAUCUACGCGAAUAUUUACAUCUUAAAAUGUUAUCGUACCGCUGAAAAGACGCCAUGGUUUCGACAUGAUCGUGGCGCCCAGUAUCCGUCUCUCAACAAGUGGGCCGUCGGUGGUUUCCUAGUGCUCCUGCUGAUUUUGAUUAUUUGGUUCCCAUUAUUGUUCAUGUCCUAUAUCAACUCGGUGUACACCAGCAAUACUCCUACUGAUGCCACAUUCACAUUGACCAUUGGCGGUUAUCAGCCUUUGUUCAAAGUCAGUGCCCAGCAGCAGUUCUUGAAAGUUUUGACUGAUUCAGAAAUAGAAUAUAUCAAAUCCAGUAAUAGACCGUAUCAAGGCUCGUCGCAAAACCAGAUUGACAGUUUUCUGGAAAAUUACAAAGCAAAAGGAAAUGUAGUUUUAGUUCGUGUUAGUGGUAACUCGAGCUCAAUUUGGACAAUCAGUCCGCCAUCAAGGAAAUAUUUAGUUAAUGAUUUAUUGUCGAAUAAUACGAAUGUCACAUUGCGUUUUCAAUGGGAAUUUACACGAGAACCACUGACCGCAUUAGUUCAAGAAACGAUAUCUGGAGUGAAUUCAAUCGUACUCAGUCCCAAUGACACAGUGCGAACACAUCUUGGCAAUAUGUUAGUGGAUUCUGCUAGCAGGGGACAAGAUGAAAUAACGAUCAAGAAUCUUUUCCCGACAUUUAUUCGCGUGCCAGCGAGCGGUCAGGCCACGGCGUUGACUGAGCUGUUUAAUGCGAGUUACGUUGACUGUGGAAUAAAAGUGAGAGUUGGUUCAGUUCCCAACGUCACCGGCGAAGUCGAAUGGUGGGAAUUGACUCAGAAGAGCCCCAGACCAAUAUUUGACUCAAGUCAAUCCACAUCAGAUCUGGAAGUUAUAACAUUCAAUGAUUUUGUUCCACCUUUGCAUUUUUCCUUUUUCGCCAGUACUGGGAUAAUCGGUUUAUACGUUGGAUUCGUUUGGUUGGUCGGCAAGUUUGUUCGUUUGUUUUUCACGUCGAUAUCAUAUCGUAUCAUGUUCGACGAGAUGCCGGAUGUGGACAAAGUCUUCAAGUUGUGUUUAGAUAUUUACAUGGUGAGAGAGACGAAGGAAUUUGAACUCGAAGAAGAUCUAUUUGCAAAAUUGAUGUUCCUUUAUCGCUCUCCAGAGACGUUGAUAAAAUGGACGAAGUACAAGAGGGAUUAGGUAUAUUUUAUUACAAAGAUAAAGAAUUCUAAAAAUUAGAUAGCUUUGACUAUAAAUUGCUGCUACAAAGCUGUUUCACUUAGUCCAAUUUGGCGACGAAAAAAUUCUGCGGAAAUUGUCGUGGUCUUGCUGCAAAGAAUAGUAAAAUCUACCUGGUGCAUGUGCCCAGAAAGUACACACUUUGAGAAAUAAGUUUUUUUUUGUUUUGAUGUCUUAUUAAAAUGGUGAACCAGCGUGACCAGGUUAUUUAAGGUCUCGUAUGCACUCAUAUUUAUUAUUUUAUAUAUUCACCUUUUACGCUUUCGUAAGUAUGCAUUUAGGUCGUUACAACAGAAAACUGAUUUUAAUAAUCAAUAAGUCCUUUUGUAGGGACACCCUGCAUUGAAAUCGGCAAAGCCUACCAAAGACUGUAUAGUCUAUGAAUUCAAAUUGGCCAUAAUUAUUGUGCUUUUAACUAGCCUAUCUUUAAGGGGCUGUUUACAUGAGCCCGGUUACCCGAGAUUCAACGAAGUGUGAGAUGAUUUUGAAGUAUUGAAAU
This is a messenger RNA of Dendronephthya gigantea, 7805 nucleotides long. Its product is annotated as piezo-type mechanosensitive ion channel component 2-like. The transcript is spliced from 41 exons. The record is from RefSeq and is a predicted model, not a curated record. Lineage: Eukaryota; Metazoa; Cnidaria; Anthozoa; Malacalcyonacea; Nephtheidae. The coding region runs from base 383 to 7267 and encodes 2294 amino acids.